AUGAAAGUUGUUUCAGAUGGCAUUGUGGUUGUGUUUGCCUUCUGCAUUGUACUUGCGAGUGGCUCGUUGGUAGUGGGGGAGGUGGGUAGUGUUAAGGAUGACAAGCAUUUGAUUCAUCCACCACAUUUGUUGGGGCCUGGGAUUAUCAAGAGAGGGUUUAAGCGUGGUGGAAUUGGUUUUGGUGGUGGUGGUGGUGUAGGAGGAGGCCUAGGUGGUGGCUUUGGAGGUGGCAUUGGUGGUGGUGGGGGUCUUGGAGGAGGUGCUGGUGGUGGCUUUGGUGGGGGUGCUGGUGGUGGUGGAGGCCUUGGAGGUGGUUCCGGUUUAGGAGGUGGAGGUGGAGGUGGCCUUGGUGGUGGAGGAGGCCUUGGAGGUGGAGGGGGAGGUGGUCUUGGUGGUGGUGGAGGGAUUGGCGGUGGAUCCGGUGGUGGUUUGGGAGGUGGGAUAGGUCAUGGUGCUGGUGGUGGCAUUGGAGGUGGAGCCGGUGGUGGUGUAGGAGGCGGAGGUGGGAUAGGUCACGGUGUUGGUGGUGGUAUAGGAGGUGGAGGUGGGCUUGGUCACGGUAUCGGUGGCGGAGCCGGUGGUGGUGGUGGUUUAGGAGGAGGAGGUGGGCUUGGUCACGGUGUCGGUGGCGGAGCCGGUGGUGGUGGUGGUUUAGGAGGAGGAGGUGGGCUUGGUCACGGUAUCGGUGGCGGAGCCGGAGGUGGCGGUGGUUUAGGAGGAGGCGGUGGGCUUGGUCACGGUAUCGGUGGCGGAGCAGGAGGUGGCGGUGGUUUAGGAGGAGGCGGUGGGCUUGGUCACGGUGUCGGUGGUGGCGGUGGUUUAGGAGGUGGUGGACUUGGUCAUGGUGGUGGUGUUGGUUUAGGAGGGGGAACGGGUGGUGGGGGUGGACUUGGAGGAGGAGCAGGAGGGGGAGCCGGUGGUGGUUUAGGGGGAGGCGGUGGUGCAGGCGGAGGAGGUGGAUUUGGCGGUGGUGGUGGGGUUGGAGGUGGUGUAGGUGGAGGAGGUGGAGUAGGUGGAGGAGGAGGAAUAGGAGGAGGAGUAGGGGGAGGAUUCGGCGGUGGAUUUGGUGGAGGGGGUGGCGGUGGAGGGGGUGGCGGUGGUGGCGGUGGAGCUGGAUUUGGGGUUGGAGUAGGUGGUGGCAACUAG
This is a messenger RNA of Sphenostylis stenocarpa, 1146 nucleotides long. The record is from the annotation of a GenBank genome assembly. NCBI's taxonomy places the organism in Eukaryota, Viridiplantae, Streptophyta, Magnoliopsida, Fabales, Fabaceae.